Messenger RNA from Bombina bombina (fire-bellied toad), 1517 nucleotides. It is a transcript of the gene SCRN2, whose product is annotated as secernin 2. Gene Ontology annotation, biological process: proteolysis. NCBI's taxonomy places the organism in Eukaryota, Metazoa, Chordata, Amphibia, Anura, Bombinatoridae. The transcript has 8 exons. Bases 148 to 1452 code for a protein of 434 amino acids. Gene Ontology annotation, molecular function: cysteine-type exopeptidase activity; dipeptidase activity. The record is from RefSeq and is a predicted model, not a curated record.
CUGUGGAGGUGUGAGUAACUGGCGUGCGUGCUCGCUCCCCCAGUCCCGAGUCCCGACUGCAUCUGCAACUCACUUGUAAACAACAAGGCUACUGGUCUCUGAGACACAGAACACCUGCCAGAAACAGCGGUGUAUAAGGGAAUUGCUAUGUCUUUCACACCACCUCCUAGCUCCUGUGACUGUUUUGUAUCGCUCCCACCUGCCUCGGAUGGUCCAUUUGUUAUAUUUGCAAAAAACUCAGAUAGACCAUGUCAGGAGGUACAAGAAGUUGUGUACUACCCUGCAGCUACCUACACCUCUGGGUCAAAGGUCAAGUGCACCUUUCUGGAUGUGGAGCAAGCUCCAGCGACCUUUGCAGUUCUGCUGAGUCGCCCAGCUUGGCUCUGGGGGGCUGAGAUAGGAUCUAACGAGCAUGGGGUCUGUAUUGGAAAUGAGGCUGUGUGGACCAAGGAACCAGUAAAAGAAUGUGAUGCGCUACUGGGCAUGGAUCUGGUCAGAUUGGCUCUAGAGCGUGCUCCUUCUGCACAGGAAGCAGUGCUGGUUAUCACUGAACUGCUGGCACGUUAUGGCCAGGGUGGCAACUGCAGAGAGGACACCCAACCACUGAUGUAUCACAACACAUUCUUGAUAUGUGACCGAUCUGAAGCAUUUGUGCUGGAAACAGCAGGGCAGUACUGGGCAGUAGAGAGAGUUACUGAAGGUGUACGGAACUUGUCUAACCAACUGAGUGUAGCUUCACAUCUGUGGUCUGAACACCCGCAAGUCCGUUCUCAUGCUAAGGACCAGGGUUGGUGGGAUGAGAAAGAAGAGUUUAAUUUCUGCAAAACAUAUUCCCUUGAGAAACAACCGGAAAGAAUGGAGUUAGCAAAGGCACGGUAUAAAGCUGGAAAGGAAUUGCUGAGGAAUAUAGAAGGACAUGUUACUAUAGAGACCAUGUUUCAAAUAUUGAGAGACAAGGAUAGUGGGAUAUGCAUGAACUCUGGUGGUUUCUGCACUACAUCCAGUAUGGUGUCUGUGUUGCCCGUCAACCCCCAAUCACCUUGUGUGCAUCUGCUGACUGCCACACCUGAUCCAUCCAGGUCUGUUUACAAGCCUUUUGUGUUUGGUCCAUGGGUGACCCAGGUGCCAUGGGUGUUGUCACCCAUAUUUGGGGAAAGUGAUCCCAUAAGGAAGAUUCCUCGUUUCCACACCAAGGUGGAUCGGAGACACACAUUAUACAAGUGCCACCAAACAACGCUGGAAGAAUGCAGACACAGUAAGGAUGCUGAGCAGAAGUUGCAUGAAAAACAGAGGGAAUUGGAAGCUCAGAAUCUCCAGUUGGUUAAAAAGCUGUUGAAUGGAACCAUGACUGAUAACUUAACUGACUUACCUGACAUAUUUCUGCAUAGUGUGGAGAAGGAACUAGCUCUUUACAGAGGGGCGAUAGAGAACAAUAGCAGUACUAUAACAUGAUAUAACUGUGAGAUCACUUGCUGAUCAGUGGAAAUAAAUACAAUCAGUGCACAUUUACAAAAUCA